AUGCUCCAGGCUCCAGGUUCCAGGUUCCAGGUUCCAUGCUCCAGGCUUCAGGCUCCAGGUUCCAUGCUCCAGGCUUCAGGCUUCAGGCUCCAUGCUCCAGGUUCCAGCCUCCAGGUUCCAUGCUCCAGGCUCCAGGCUCCAGGUUCCAUGCUCCAUGCUCCAUGCUCCAUGCUCCAGGCGGGCACGGGCUGGCAGCUGAACGGCGCAGCGGCUCGGCUCUUUACCCAUGUUACGCGGCUGGACACAGCAGCAUCGCAGAGACGACACACAGCUGAGCGCCAUGCCAGCGAGCCGUCACAACGACCGAGGGGUGUGAAGGAGUCGGGACAAAUGGACCCGUCGGAGGAUGAGUCGCUGCUGAAGAACCGUACGGAGCCCGGGCCGGAACCGAGCCAGGAAGCAGCGCGUCCUCCGUGGGUCAUGACGGCGCUGGCCAGCGUGCUGAUCUUCACCACGGUGGUGGACGUCCUGGGAAACCUGCUGGUCAUAGUGGCUGUUCUUAGGAACCGUAAACUACGGAAUGCGGGAAACGUCUUUGUGCUGAGCCUGGCCUUUGCUGACCUGCUGGUUGCCUUCUACCCGUAUCCACUGGUGCUCUAUGCCAUCUUCCACGAUGGCUGGUCACUGGGCGAGACCCAGUGCAAGGUGAGCGGCUUCCUGAUGGGCUUAAGCGUCAUAGGCUCCAUCUUUAACAUAACAGGUAUCGCCAUCAACCGCUACUGUUACAUAUGCCACAGCUUCAGCUACGACAAGCUGUACAGCUAUCGCAAUACGCUCCUGCUGGUGGCGCUUAUCUGGUUGCUCACUGUGGUGGCCAUUGUGCCUAACUUCUUUGUGGGCUCGCUGCAGUAUGAUCCACGCAUCUACUCAUGCACAUUUGCUCAGACAGUCAGCACAUCCUACACCAUCACUGUGGUGAUCAUCCAUUUCUUUGUGCCCAUUGCUGUGGUCACCUUCUGCUACCUGCGCAUCUGGAUCCUGGUCAUCCAGGUGAGGCGCAAGGUAAAGUCGGACAUUUGCCCCCGCAUCAAGCCCAGCGACCUAAGGAAUUUCAUCACAAUGUUUGUUGUGUUUGUACUGUUUGCAAUAUGUUGGGCACCACUCAACUUUAUUGGGCUCGCUGUUGCUCUCAACCCUAAAGAGGUGGUGACUCGCAUUCCUGAGUGGCUAUUUGUGGUCAGUUACUUCAUGGCUUACUUUAACAGUUGCCUUAAUGCCAUCAUCUAUGGCCUGCUGAACCAGAACUUCCGCAGGGAGUACAAGCGGAUUGUGAUGUCUGUGUGGAUGCCACAUCUGUUCUUCCAAGAGACGUCCCGUGGGGGGACGGAGGCCAUGAAGAGUAAACCCUCACCUGGACUGAAUAACAAUGAGCAAGUAAAAGGAGAGAGUCUGUGAUGCUCUGUUGUUUUUCUUCACCUUCUGUACGUAGACCUAGACUGACAGUAGUCAGUCAAAGAAAGUAGAGCUGUGGAGUGUUACUAAGGCUCACCAACUUUGGUUUAUUUACAUAUACAUAAUGUUUUCAUGACCCUAUAAAGCCCAAACCAUUAGUCUUAAUUGGUCAAUACCAACAACUAACAAUAAUUCAAAAUAGUUUCAGUUAGUAUUCAAUUCAAUUUGUAUCAAAUGUGAUACAUCGGGUCACAUUGCUAAAAAGUGUAAACUGGAAAUCUACUUGAUUAAUUAUUUGCUGCCCCUGGUGUAAUAUUUGUGCAUUGCAAGCAUCUGAUCUUACGCUGAUGCUACAGAAGGCUCCAAAUCUCCUGUAGCAUAUAUGAUACGUUUGGCAUCUUGGGGUUAAACUGACUUUACAUAGAUUCUAUGUUUGUCUGCUAUCUGCACACAGCAUCUGAUAGGGACUCCUGGGUCAGGUUCACAGGCGGAAGGCGUCAGAAUGAACACCACAAAAAUACCUCACAAGCAGAACAUACAACUAAGUCCAUACAACCAAGUCUAUACGACUGAGUCUAUAAGACUGAACUCGGAACUAUGUGAUAACAUGUCUAUGCUUAACAUCUAUGCUUAAUUCUUAGAUGUGUUGCCAUAGGAACAAAUAAAUUCAGUUGUGUGGUAUUGCAAUAAUAUAAUAAGAUCUCUCACCAGACUGACAUCUUGACUCAAACAAAUCAAAGGCUGUUGUAAACCUGCUGUUGUCAUCUGACCUGACCUUGUUGCAGGGAAUUAUGUCAGCCACUUGAUGUUGCCGAAUUGAUCUACUUGACCCUAGGCUUGACUUCAGUAGUGUCAGUGGCCUGACUAAACUAAACGCCUGACUGAAAGCCAGACCCACUACUGUAGGUUCUAGACUUGACUUCACCUAGGCUUAACUGAACUAAAACAAGAGGGAGCAGGACCCAAAUGCAUGACUCAUCAGAUAACACAAGAUAUAGAUUUUUUAUUUCAACAGAUUAAUUCCAAGAUAGAAAUACUAACUAAGAAUGCAAGGAGCUAUCAACAUAUAUAAACUACAGGGCGGACAAAAAUUACUACACGCUUUAGAACUAAAAGAAUCACUGCUAAACACAGGAGAACUCAAUGAUUAAGAAACAAUUCAGGUAAUAGGGCGACUGUCAUUCACUGCACAGCAGGACAGCAUACAACACAAUGGCAAACUAGGAAACGCAAAUAACUAGAUACUAACUCUAACUAAAGCACAG
Molecule: messenger RNA, 2657 nt
Organism: Betta splendens (Siamese fighting fish)
Lineage: Eukaryota; Metazoa; Chordata; Actinopteri; Anabantiformes; Osphronemidae
Gene: mtnr1ba
Product: melatonin receptor type 1Ba
Exons: 3
Coding region: 1-1395 (464 amino acids)
Biological process (GO): G protein-coupled receptor signaling pathway
Cellular component (GO): membrane
Molecular function (GO): melatonin receptor activity
Source: RefSeq, a predicted model, not a curated record